Messenger RNA from Plasmopara halstedii, 4020 nucleotides. RefSeq lists its product as hypothetical. The record is from RefSeq and is a predicted model, not a curated record. Gene Ontology annotation, molecular function: DNA ligase (ATP) activity; DNA binding; protein binding. Bases 1 to 4020 code for a protein of 1339 amino acids. Gene Ontology annotation, cellular component: nucleus; mitochondrion. NCBI's taxonomy places the organism in Eukaryota, Oomycota, Peronosporomycetes, Peronosporales, Peronosporaceae. Gene Ontology annotation, biological process: DNA repair; lagging strand elongation; DNA recombination. The transcript is spliced from 9 exons.
AUGCAUCACGAGAGCGAGGGCAAAGCCAAAAAGCAGGCAAUUCAAACAAUGUACAUAUUGGAAGGGGGAUUGCUCAUGCGUGUGCAUACAACAGUUUCAGCCUUUUCGACGACGACACCACUGCCGAACGUGCGUCUCGAGUCGCCCCUCAAUCGACGUCACAAACAAUUCAGUGCAAACUUGGAGCAUGUGCACGAAAGUAAGGGGUCGCACCCUAAGGCAGUGCACGAGAUCGCAAAUCUGAACGAGGCUGGAAAAUCGCGAACUCGGUCGACAAAAGUCGAUCCGACCAUGAAGUUGCUUGUGAGUGUUGUAGCACGGACGCUGAAGUGCCCUGGUGCUUUUAUUGGUGUCACCGAUGAUACAUUCCUUUGUAUCAAAGCCAGUAUGGGUAUUGAUGAUAACGUCACACACAUCCCAAAAGAUGGCUGUUUGAGUCCUAACAUUCUCUUACAAAAAUCGACAGUGAUAGUGGACCCUUGCACCGAUACCUGUUUUCACAAAGGAGGUUUAGCCUGUGGAAAUCGCUCCUUGCGUUUCUAUGCUGGUACACCCAUUUGCGUACGAGGCCAUUUGAUGGGAGUAGUGUGCGCUUUUGACACGAAGCCUCACUCACAUCCAACAGGCUCAAUGAUAUCCACGCUUGAAGCGGUAGCUAGCAUUGUUUCUGAGGUACUCGAGCAUCGAGUAGCAGCAGAUUGCACGACAGCUCAAGCAAGAGAAAUCGCAGGCUUCUCAUAUCGACCACAAACGAAUUCAGACAAUGCAGCGUCAUUUUUUGACUUGAAGUUGUUGCCUUCGUCACAGCACACCGUGUCUAUCAUUCAGGGACAUGACUACGACGCAACACGCCAAUCAUUGAACGUGGCAAAUCAGCAUGCGGGCAAGAUAAUUGCGACAAUUGAUUACUUUUUCCAAUUGCAGAAGAGUGCAUGGAUCGAGCUUACUAUCUUGCCUGAAUUGAGCAUCAAUGGAACGAUCCAAUCUUUUGAACUCUUCCGCUCCGGCAAGAGAUUCACAAGAAGUGUCAUGAUGGUAGCAGCUGACUGCUCUAGCGUCGUCACCGAGCUCUUAGACUAUAAUAACGCUUUCUUGUAUCAACAUCUCUUCUCACAUGUAUCAAACCGACGUGAGCUGAGUGGGCAGACAUGGGUCGAUUGCGUCACGUUGCACCCGAGUUAUCGUGCUACACGAUAUAAUAGUUUUCAAAUCGUGACACAUCACCGCGAGCAUCGUGGUGGUGGUAACAUGGUCGUGGCAACUGGCAUUUUCGAGGAUAAUAGUAGUGAGAGUGGAUUUAUCUUCGGAUGGUUUGUUGCACCCAGUGAACAUGGCAACGAGCGCAGCACCGCCAAUGUGUCUUGUAUCACUGCGCAGCAAAUUCAGAACCAAACACAAGAUCUUAAUCUUAGCCUUGACUUGCUCCGACGAAUCAAUCAAAAAUUGACUAUGACCCAAUUCUUUCAUCUUCCUGGUGUGAAAAAGACCUUUUCGAAACCAUCAGCAGUGCAAAAUCAAAAGCGAUCUGUUAAUCAAAGAAGGCAAUACGAAACCACGCUCAUUGAUAGCUGUGAUAAUGUGCUCGGGGGAACAUCUGACCAAAAGGAAGCGACAACCACCACGACCAAUUCAAACAGAAACACUGAUUUCUCUGGCGGCAACAGGGCCGGCAAGCUCCUCGUAGAGAGGAAUUGUACCGCGCUUGUACCACUACGCGAAACCCCACCAGCAAAUCAAGAUGAGCAGCUUCUACUAGAUUUGCUCGACAAAACUAUCAGUACUCAACAGAUUUUAGCAGAGCGGCAACACAAGAUGGCCGACCUCACUAACGCCCAUAGUAACCAGCUUGAGUGCAUCUCGUCGGCUCUUUCGCGAGCUGAAUACAUUUUGAUAGAUCAAGAAGCGACGCGAGCGCUUAAAGGAUCUACUGAUUCUCAUAAACUCCCUAAUUGUCGCGAGUUUGGUUCUUUUGACGCACUAGCGCGCAUUUUCUCCUCGAUCGAGGAAGUAAAAAGCUCGCGCUUGGAGAGCGUUUUACGGCUGGCCGAUGGGUACCGAGAUUUAUUAGCGCUUCCGAUGCCUCAAGCGUUGGCUAGUGCUUUGCACCUCACGGCAUCGCAGCUGGCGCCUCCGUAUGAUGGCGUAGAGCUUCGUUUUGGAGCUCAAAGCUUCAAAAGGCUUUUGAAACAGCUUUUAGCUGAACAGUGGACAGAACUGGAAACAAACCAGACGUUGGAGACCUUUUUGGCUUCAUAUUCGGACUAUGGAUUGGCUACGCAGGCGUUGCUGGAUAGUGGGCGCAUUGUGGUACCGGAGCACGAUGAUAGAGGGCAACCGUUGAGUAUACAAACAGUUCAUGACCAGCUAAUGGCUAUAGCAACAGACGAAGGACUUGGUGGAGCUGCUAGAAAGCAACAGCUCGCCUUGAAAUUGCUGCAGCAGUGUAGAUGUCCUGAAGAGCGAAUCUUUAUCGUCCGCAUGCUGGCACAUCAAAACUUACGCAUCGGAAUGGGUGAAAAAUCUAUUCUCUCGGCACUUGCAUUAGCGAGCUUUCCGUCAAAUGUUGAUGAUUUAGCAUCACGAGGAAAAACGGAGUGGAUUGACUGUAUCACCGUUGCCUACGCUCAACAUCCAAACUAUCACAAGCUGGCGGAGUUGGUGCACGUGAGUCAGCAUGAAAAAGACAUUGUUCAGAGAAUGGCGUGGCUGUAUGAUGAAGCUCAUCCGACAUCAGGUGUACCAGUGCUGACGAUGUCUGCAUACCCAGAAUCCAGCGUUUCGUCGGUGCUUAAUCGUGUGAGGAAGACUUUAAGUCGCACUGCUACCUGCGAGUAUAAGUAUGAUGGCGCACGGUUGCAGGUGCAUUUAACUUUACCGAACAGCAGUGUCCAAUCAGGAUCGGUCGGUCGUAUUUUCAGUCGCAAUAUGGAAGACGUCACCGAGAGAUAUUCAUCGCUUCUGCACGUGCUUGAGAGGCGUUUGAAAGCUCGCGAUGCAGCGUUGCAAUCGCUUUCUCACGUGACAUCGUUUAUUGUAGAGGGGGAGGUUGUUGCAAUUGAUCGAACGACAGGUACAUUUCUCCCGUUUCAAAUGCUGCAGACAAAGACUACGACCGAGUUCUGUUUGUUUCUAUUCGACUUGCUGGCCAUCGACCAUACAAAUCUUCUUCAGAAACCGCUUCGUGAGCGACGAAGGUUGCUACAAAAUUUGGUCGAUGAAGAGUUGGGUCAUCUCGAAUUUGUGAAAUACGUCGACAUAGACAUGACACAUGAAGCUGUGCCUGUAGAUGGUAAUAAGAAUAAUGAAGCUUUAGCUAUGCGUGAUGUUCUUGAGCGAGCGGUGGCGAGCGGCUGUGAAGGAUUGAUGAUCAAAAUCCUGGAUGGCGAAGAAUCAGUGUAUAGAGCUGGCCGGCGAUCAUAUUCGUGGAUGAAGCUUAAACGGGAUUACUUAUCGAAUGAGACGCCCACGAGCACUCGAACAGAAAACAAAUCAGCUGCCGCGACUACUUCCGGCAACGGUACCUUUCUUGCUGACACACUAGAUCUGGUUCCAAUUGGGGUAUUUCACGGGAAAGGUCGACGUGCAGGAGUAUUUGGAUCUUUUCUAAUGGCGACGUACAACACGACUAGCGAAAAGUUCGAGACGAUUGGAAAAGUCGGCUCGGGCUUUUCAGAUGCUCAACUGUCUGAAAUAAGUAUACGGUUUCGAAAGCGAAUUUUACCAAAAUUGGAUCGUGUACCAGAACAGUAUCAAUCCUUAGCUGUUCGAAGUCAACAUCCUGAUUUCUGGCUGUCACCGGAAGAAGUGUGGGAGAUUAAAGCCACUCAAUUGACAGAAUCUUCUUCUUAUACUUGCGGCGCUAAUGUUUCAAGUGAGAAGACUGUUGAUCCAACACCAUUUCUUCCUCAAAAGGGGCUAGCACUACGCUUUCCACGCUUUGUUCGAUAUCGGUCUGACAAAAAUCCUUUGCAAGCAACAAGCAGUGAACAGGCUCGCAAGCUUUUUGAACAGCAGCAGUGA